This is a messenger RNA of Thamnophis elegans (Western terrestrial garter snake), 2747 nucleotides long. RefSeq names its product zinc finger protein 2 homolog. NCBI's taxonomy places the organism in Eukaryota, Metazoa, Chordata, Lepidosauria, Squamata, Natricidae. The transcript is spliced from 8 exons. Gene Ontology annotation, cellular component: nucleus. Gene Ontology annotation, biological process: regulation of transcription by RNA polymerase II. The record is from RefSeq and is a predicted model, not a curated record. Gene Ontology annotation, molecular function: RNA polymerase II cis-regulatory region sequence-specific DNA binding; DNA-binding transcription activator activity, RNA polymerase II-specific. The coding region runs from base 317 to 2467 and encodes 716 amino acids.
GGACUUUGCACAUGCUCAGAGGCCGUCUCCCCUCCCGCGAAUCGCGGCCGCCUGUCUCCCCCCGACAGAUUUCCCUUGUCCUUUUUUGCGCUUGGAGGAAAGGAGAAGGGGCGCCGCGCGUGAUCUUGCGGGGAAGGAAGUGCGCUUUGCACAUGCUCGGAAGGGAUCUCGCCUUUGCUUUCUUGCAUCGCCCUCCGUUCCUGGGACGUCCUUUUUUCCCUCCCAGUUUCGGUCUCCAUUAUCGACUUGGGGGAAGAAAGACGGGCGUUUGUUUCAUCUCGCCUCAUUUUUUGCGGAAGAUCGAAACAGUUUUACCAUGAAUGUCGGAAUCGACAAGAUUGCGGAGGACAAAAUGCAAGACAGUCUCGUAAACCUUGACAAAGAAAGAGAGAAGGAGGGAUGUGAUAAUCGGGAGGUGAAAGACAGCGAGAAAAAGAUAACAGAGGAUAACAAAAAUGAGGACUCCACAUCGACCAAAGAUGAUUUACAGGAGCUGCAGGGGAUGAAAAUGGAGCAGGGUAAAAGCACUAAGGCCUUGGUGACAGAAAAGGAGGCCGACAGAAACCACAAGGAGGUGCAGUCUGAUUCAGACAUGAUUGACCUGAGUCAAGAGAAAGAAGAGGAGGAAGAGGAGGAGAACAGCAGUGAGGAGAUAGUGGUAUGUUUUCAUGGUAUUGAAGCUGCCUGCCCAUCUUGUGCAGAGAAUGCCAUCUGCCCUGAACAUAAGGAGUCUGGCAGUAUUGGGAGCAGAGAAGACGACGAGCCGCUGGCUGGGAGGCUAGAGGAGAUCAAGCAGCGCUACGGCAAUUUGUGUCAGAACAGCACCGUUUUCCAAGAAAUGAUACUGCGGCUCAAAGCCGGAUGGAGGAACCAAAACAAGGAGCGGGAUUGUUUGCCUGGGGGCUCAGAGCGACUGCAACUGAAUAGGAUGAUGUGGGGCGGAGACGAAGUCAGCUUUCCCCCCAGCAUUGGGGGCCAGUUGGGAGCCCUGGACAGUCCCUCGAGGACGGUGGACUGUCUGCUGGAAGCCAGAGCUCCAAUUUCGAUCCCGUUUGGCGGGGGCUUCUUUGACUUCAGCGAGUUUGCGGUCCAACAGAGUUUCCUCCAGAGGAAAGGCCAAGAGCUCUCCAAAACGUUUGGGCCGGGCCUGAGCUCCAGCAUGGUGGAGCUUCGGACUCCGGAGAAGCCGCUGCCGGCGGAGAAACCCUACGAGUGCAACGAGUGCGGGAAGAGCUUCAGCAAACUCGCCACCUUGAACACGCACGGCCGGACCCACACAGGGGAGAAGCCCUUCAAGUGCUUGCGCUGCCACAAGGGCUUCAGCCAGAGCUCCCACCUGCAGCUGCACGAGCAGACCCACACGGCGGAGAAGCCCUACAAGUGCAACGAGUGCGGGAAGAGCUUUGGCAAACGCUCCACCCUCAACACGCACGGGCGGACCCACACGGGGGAGAAGCCCUUCAAGUGCUCCCACUGCGACAAGCGCUUUAGCCAGAGCUCCCACCUCCAGCUGCACGAGCGGACCCACACGGGGGAGAAGCCCUACAAGUGUGUGCUGUGCGAGAAGAGCUACAACCAGAGGUCCAGCCUCAUCAUCCACGAGCGGAGCCACACGGGCGAGAAGCCCUACUCCUGCCUGGAGUGCGGGAAGAGCUUCAGCCAAAAGGCCACCCUGGUCCUCCACGAGAAGAGCCACCGGGGGGAGAAGCCCUACAAGUGCCUGGAGUGCGGCAAGGGCUUCAGCCUGAGCGCCGACCUCAUCCGCCACCAGAGCAUCCAUACGGGGGAGAAGCCCUACACCUGCUCCGAGUGCGGGAAGAGCUUCAGCCAAAACUCCCACCUCAUGGCCCACAUCCGGACCCACACGGGCGAGAAGCCCCACAAGUGCCUGGAGUGCGGCAAGGGCUUCAACUGGAGCUCGGAGCUCAUCGCCCACGAGCGGACCCACACCGGCGAGAAGCCCUACCAGUGCCUCUACUGUGCCAAGAGCUUCAGCGUCCGCUCCAGCCUCAGCAAACACGAGCGGACCCACACCGGAGAGAAGCCCUUCGUCUGCCCCCAGUGCGGGAAGGGCUUCAUCCAGCGCUCCAGCCUGGUGGCGCAUGAGCGCUCCCACACCGGCGAGCGGCCCUACCUGUGCCUAGGCUGCGGCAAAGGCUUCCGGGAGAGCUCGCAGCUCAUUGCCCACGAGCGGACCCACACCGGCGAGAAGCCCUACGUCUGCUCGGAGUGCGGCAGCUGCUUCAAAGCCAAGGCCGCCCUCCUCCGGCACCAGCGCGGUCACUUGGACCUGAACUCCUUCAUCUGUGCUGACUGCGGGAAGAUUUUCUCUUCAGCCGCCGAGUCCCCGGAGAAGUGUCCUGAGUGCGUGAACCUGAGCCUGAUCUUGGAUCUGUCGCAGGCGUCGGAAGAGGCCGAUCUGGAAACGGCUGAAGGAGCGGGACAAAGCGACGGCGCUAAGAUGUGAACGGGUGAGGCCGGCUGGGCCUUGGGUGUUUUGCUUUUUUCUGCCGGUCAUAACGUCAGUUUCCCUUUCGGAGGGAGCGGAUCCUGGCCAAAGGGACUGUGCCGCGGCUGACGGAGGACCGGUUUUGUCGACGGGAGGUGACUGGGGGCCGCUGAAUACCUUCCCCUCAGAUGUGAUGGCCUUCGCAGCAUUGGUUCCUGUUGCCAAACCAGGCCCAUUUCAGACCCUUUGUGGGGGAACUGGAAAUGCAGAGAGGACCAGAAUCAAGUGGUUACGAAAA